Nematostella vectensis (starlet sea anemone) is the source of this 2464-nucleotide messenger RNA. RefSeq lists its product as uncharacterized. The transcript is spliced from 15 exons. Bases 288 to 1394 code for a protein of 368 amino acids. The record is from RefSeq and is a predicted model, not a curated record. Lineage: Eukaryota; Metazoa; Cnidaria; Anthozoa; Actiniaria; Edwardsiidae.
AUACGGAUAUAAAUAGCGCAUGGCUCCCGCGAAUUCACCAACAAAAGAACACAUAUAUUACGUGAAUUAGACUCAAAUCCAGGUCAUUUGAAAAAUGUCAACUCCUGGGAAAACUUUAAUGUAUCACCCCUGAGUCUUAAGUUCAAGAGAAUUUACUCCGAAGGGUUGGCGAAAAUCUAAAAAAUCUGCCUGCUGUUACCGCCGGCAAUCAAAACGAAACUGAGACAUCGGGAGAGCUCGCCCGAAAAGUGUGAUUACGAAUAAGUGCCUUCAAAUUGUGGCUCGAAAUGUCUGAUAAGCCCAGUGUUAUAAUUCUUGGAGGGCUAGGAUUUGUUGGACGAAAUCUAGUUUGUUACCUAGUUGAUAACGAAUUGUGCUCUAAGAUAAGGGCAGUGGACAAAGUUCCCCCACAGACUGCUUGGCUAAAUGAAAGACAUAAGGCUGCAUUUGAACACAGCUCUGUUGAGUUCCGCAGUGCAAACUUGGUUCAUGCAACAAGUGUUGAGAAAGUGUUUCUUGAUGCAAAGGAGUUUGACUUUUGCAUCAAUUGUGCUGCAGAAACAAAAUAUGGAAAAUCAGAUGAGGUGUAUAAUGAGGGUGUGUUGAAGCUAAGUGUCAACUGUGCUCAACAAGCUGCUAAACAAGGCAUUAAAAGAUUUAUAGAAGUCUCAACAGCACAAGUGUACUCCUCUGACAAGAAAGUUAGUGAAGAAGAGGGUAAAAUGUCCCCAUGGACUGGACUUGCCAAAUACAAACUAAUGGUUGAGGAAGAACUGUCUAAAAUUGAAGGGUUGGACUUUGUUAUCGUCAGACCCGCUAUUGUCUAUGGUUUAGCAGACCGACAGGGAUUGACUCCACGACUUAUUAUUGGGGGAGUAUACAAACAACUUAACGAAAAGAUGAAGCUGCUGUGGACAAAAGAGCUAAAGAUGAACACAGUCCAUGUUGAGGAUGUCUGCCGCGCACUCUGGCAUCUCACAAGCCAUGGGGAGAGUGGGGACAUCUUCAACCUUGCUGACAAGGCCGACUCUACACAGGGAAGUAUUACAGAGCUUGUUUGCCAGAUCUUUGGUAUUGAUUAUGACUAUUUUGGAACAGUUCUCUCAAAUAUGGCUCGGCUAAAUAUGACAAGUACAGUAGAGGAUUCUAAUGACAAGCACCUGGCGCCAUGGUCAGAGGCAUGCAACAAGGACAAGAUCCAGGCCACCCCCCUGAGUCCUUACUUAGACCAGGAGUUGCUUUAUGAUAAACAUCUCAGCAUCGAUGGCUCCAAAAUAGAAAGUUUAGGCUUCACAUACAAGUGUCCUCAGCCUACAGUUGAAUCACUAAAACAGGUUGUCGAAGACUACAUUGUGACCGGUUUGUUUCCUCCAUCACUGUACAGCUCAUCUUAAUGGCAGGAAGGACUUCUGCCUUUCUAGAAUCCGGGACUUUGAGAUCGUCCAUUAGAUCGAGGGCAAGCUUGGUUGCUAUGGCGCUGUGGUGCUCAGGGGUAAGACCGCCGACCUCAGUUAAUGCGGUCGCGUACCCUUCAAGAUCUUGGAUAUCUGUUAAGAUAUUGACAAUGGCAACGCACAUUAUGGAUGAGUACUUGUCUUCUGUUAAGAAUGGCAACGCACAUUAUGGAUGAAUACUUGUCGUCUGUUCAAGGAGGCCGUGAAAUAGAAAAUACAGGUCACCCUGCAACUUAGUACUUGAAUGAGAACGUCAAAGGCCAUUAUCAUGGAUACCUUUUUUUACAGCAGCCUCCUUGUUUGCUUGGUCAACAGGAAGUGAAUCCUCAAGAGACUUUGCAAGCUGUAAGACGAGAAAACGUUUAGAUAUUAAUCAACAACAAUAUAUUAAUCAAGAUUUAAAUCAACUACAGGGGCGGAUCCAGGGGUCUCGCCCCCUUUUGAACACUUGCACACACAUUCUGUCUUUUUUUCUCUUUUCCUUGUCAUCAUUCCCUUAAUGUAACCCCUCCCCCUCCCUCCCAGCCUUAAAAGAAUAGACGUUGUAUCCGGAACAAACAUAUUUGAUAAGAAUUGAUGUAUGUUUUGUGAGACAACGUCUUUCUUACCCGUGCUUUUUCUUGUUGCUGUUCCUGUACAAUUGACGAAAGCUCCGAAUCUUUACCAUCAUCUGCACAAGAGAGAUAAUCAGUGCAUGCAAUAUGUCUGAAUCAGGCGCGUAUUAGGCAUGGAGAGGGGCGCACCUUCUUAAGCCGCUAAAAAAAGAUGUUCUCUCACUGCAAUUUUUGUUUAGACUAUUAUUUUUAAGUAUUUUGUGCUCCUCCACAGCAAAGUCUGGCUAGUGCGAGCAAUACGAUGGUGCAUACAAUCACAUGCAUGUGGUUUGUAACACUACCCCUACCUUGAGACCAAGCUUUGUCUAGCAUUUCCCCCAUCUUCAAGUGCUGUUGCUCCGGGGUCUAGGAGUUAUAAGAUACAAAAAUGAUUAAAGAUCUGCUGCGUGUUCUAUC